Gongylonema pulchrum is the source of this 264-nucleotide messenger RNA. The record is from the annotation of a GenBank genome assembly. Lineage: Eukaryota; Metazoa; Nematoda; Chromadorea; Rhabditida; Gongylonematidae.
GGCGUCGGUGCAACUGUUGGCGCAUAUGUCAUUCUGCCGCUGAUCAUGUUUCGUUAUGUUAGUAAAUCGUCGGAUUCCGGCAAACACGCUUGGACUGAUUUGCUGCUCCGCCACUUGUUGCUUCUGUUUGCUCUGGUUGAGGGCUUGCUUGCCGGCUAUGUGCUAUCCGAGAGAGCGAUUGACUGCACACCACCAAUCGCCGCACUCACGCCAAUAGCAAUUGGAGUUGGAGCGCAAGUGCUCCAACCUAUGAUCAAAGAGUAA